This is a messenger RNA of Merops nubicus (carmine bee-eater), 1193 nucleotides long. RefSeq names its product zinc finger and BTB domain containing 7C (gene ZBTB7C). The record is from RefSeq and is a predicted model, not a curated record. Gene Ontology annotation, molecular function: protein binding; DNA-binding transcription factor activity, RNA polymerase II-specific; RNA polymerase II cis-regulatory region sequence-specific DNA binding. NCBI's taxonomy places the organism in Eukaryota, Metazoa, Chordata, Aves, Coraciiformes, Meropidae. Gene Ontology annotation, biological process: regulation of transcription by RNA polymerase II. The annotation marks the transcript as partial. The transcript has a single exon.
AUGGCCAAUAGCACUGAAGAUCUUAUCGGGAUCCCAUUCCCAAACCACAGCAGUGAAGUCUUAUGUGGACUAAAUGAGCAGCGGCACGAUGGUCUCCUCUGCGACGUCAUCCUCAUUGUACAGGACCAGCAGUACCGGACCCAUCGGUCCGUCCUUGCUGCCUGCAGCAAGUACUUCAAAAAACUCUUCACUACUGGCACUUUAACAGACCAGCCCUAUGUUUACGAGAUUGACUUUGUCAAGCCUGAAGCACUUUCUGCCAUCCUCGAGUUUGCCUACACCUCAACCCUCACCAUCACCACCUCAAACGUCAAGCACAUCCUCAGUGCUGCCAAGAUGCUGGAGAUCCAGUGCAUUAUCAACGUAUGCCUUGAAAUCAUGGGGCCCGACAGAGAGGCCAAAGAGGAAGAUGACAAAGAGGACGAAGAUGAUGAUGAAGAAGAGGAGGAAGAAGAGGAGGAAGAGGAGGAGGAGGAGGAGGAGGAGGAGGAAGGGGAGGAUUUUGUCAAUCAGGAGAGUCUAACUGAUGUCCAAGAAGUAAGCUGUCACCAAAGCCCUUCUAAGUCUGAUCUUAAUGAAGAAGCAUAUAUAGAAGCACCUAAAGACUUUCCAAAUCACUACCCACCCAAUAACUCUGCUGGACACUUGGGUGUGAUACGAGAUUUCUCCAUUGAAUCCUUGCUAAGGGAAAAAUUGUACCCUGAGGCCAACAUCCCAGAAAGGAGGCCACCUCUUUCUUCUUUCACCCCUAACUUCUUCCCCCAUCUAUGGAACGGUGAUUUUAGCUCCUUCCCCCAGCUUGAGGAGCCACAAGUAGACAACAGACCCUUGGAUCUGGUGAUCAAAAAGAGGAAGAUCAAGGAAGAGGAGGAGAAGGAAGACCUGCCUCCACCUCCUUUCCCUAACGACUUCUUCAGGGACAUGUUUACCAACACCCCAGCAGCUCCCUUAGGGCACAUUAAGGCAGAGACUGACUACAGCGCUUAUCUCAAUUUCCUAAGCGCUGCCCAGUUCGGAGGAGUUUUUCCCCCCUGGCCCCUGGAGGAGGAGAGGAAGAUCAAGCCCAAGGCGUCCCAGCAAUGUCCAAUCUGUAACAAAGUCAUCAUGGGAGCUGGCAAGCUGCCCCGGCACAUGAGGACCCACACGGGAGAGAAGCCCUACAUGUGUAAUAUCUGUGAAGUCCGCUUUACCAG